This is a messenger RNA of Raphanus sativus (radish), 1328 nucleotides long. Its product is annotated as NAC domain-containing protein 54-like. Gene Ontology annotation, molecular function: DNA binding. Lineage: Eukaryota; Viridiplantae; Streptophyta; Magnoliopsida; Brassicales; Brassicaceae. Gene Ontology annotation, biological process: regulation of DNA-templated transcription. The record is from RefSeq and is a predicted model, not a curated record. Bases 140 to 1057 code for a protein of 305 amino acids. The transcript is spliced from 3 exons.
ACAUUCCCAUAUCAUUUUCUCCUAUUUAUUUAUAUAUACUGCAGCCUCCUUCGUAUGUUGUACGUACGUAAUAAUCAGUAGCUGUAGCUAUACUCCCCCAUCUAUCUAUCUCCCUCCCUCUCUCUCAUAUCUACUUUGAAUGGCGCCGAUGAGUUUGCCUCCAGGUUUCAGGUUUCAUCCAACAGACGAAGAGCUAGUGGCAUACUAUCUGGACAGGAAGGUCAACGGCCGAACCAUUGAGCUUGAGAUCAUCCCCGAAGUUGAUCUCUAUAAAUGCGAGCCAUGGGAUUUGCCUGAGAAGUCAUUUUUGCCGGGGAACGACAUGGAAUGGUACUUUUACAGCACAAGGGAUAAGAAGUACCCGAAUGGAUCUAGGACAAACCGUGCGACCCGAGCGGGUUACUGGAAAGCCACAGGGAAAGACCGUGCAGUAGAAUCAAAGAAAAUGAAGAUGGGGAUGAAGAAGACACUUGUUUAUUACCGAGGAAGGGCUCCUCAUGGCCUUCGUACUAAUUGGGUGAUGCAUGAAUAUCGUCUCACUUCCUCCUUUUCUAUCCAGGAAUCUUAUGCAUUGUGCCGUGUGUUUAAGAAGAAUAUACAAAUUCCAAAGAGGAAAGAAGAAGAAGAGAUGAGUACUAGUACUGUUGGGAAAGAGGAGGAAGAAGUGAAGUGGAAAAAGUAUGAUGGGGAGAGGAUGGAAAUUAGAGAAAGCGAAGAAGUGGAAAGCUUAAAAAUAGCAUCAGCGGAGACAUCCUCAUCAGAGCUCACUCAAGGGAUCCUUUUAGACGAAGCUAACAGCUCAUCCAUUUUUGCCCUUCAUUUCUCGUCUUCUCUUCUCGACGAUCAUGAUCAACUUUUUGAAAACUACCCUCAGCUUCCCAGCCAUCCUCCUCCUCUACAGCUCCAAGAUUUCCCUCAGCUCUCUAUGAACGAAGCAGAGAUCAUAUCAAUGGACAACUCCAAGCAACAAGACUUUCAGUACAGAGACUCGUUAGAUGGGACUCUUGACGAGAUAUUCUCUUUUGCUUCUUCCACCACCUUGCCCCCAUCACUUUAAUAUAUAAUCCUUAUUUUCAUAUUCACACUUCUUUUCUUAACCUACUGAAAACUAUAUUGAUAGUUCAGAUAUAUCGUUUUUUCUUUCUUUUUGUCUUCUGAAUUGGUGUAAGUGUAACCCUAUGGCAAAAGGUUUUUGGUUGUUGAGUUUUUUUCUACCACAAAAAAUCAAAACAUUCAUUAGAGUUUUUUUUCUUUUUUAAUCUUAAAGAGUGUGUGCUUAGUAGUGAGUCCGUAGAUCAACAUUUGUAAUCUACAUUGUUCAUUGUUCU